Molecule: messenger RNA, 1404 nt
Organism: Mycena indigotica
Lineage: Eukaryota; Fungi; Basidiomycota; Agaricomycetes; Agaricales; Mycenaceae
Product: MFS domain-containing protein
Exons: 7
Coding region: 1-1404 (467 amino acids)
Biological process (GO): transmembrane transport
Cellular component (GO): membrane
Molecular function (GO): transmembrane transporter activity
Source: RefSeq, a predicted model, not a curated record
AUGGAGAAAGUUCCUUCUCGCACAUCAACCGACCCGGAAAAGAAUGUGGACUCCUCCGGCGUCAGUGUUUCCAGUGCUGACCAGACGGUGAACAACCCUGCGCUCGAGGCAAAGGACCGUACCAACAUUGGCAACGCCAAGGUUGCUGGGUUGACCAAGGACCUCAAAAUGACGCCCAAACAGUAUUCCAUCGCGCUCACAGUCACCUACGUUCCAUAUAUCGCCGCCGAGUUACCGUCAAAUCUUCUGUUGAAGAAAAUUGGCCCCAACCUAAUGCUUCCGACGAUGAUCACCCUCUGGGGUAUCGUAACUGCUUGCCAAGGGACAGUAAAGAGUUAUGGUGGUCUUCUUGCAUGUCGCUUCUUCCUUGGUCUCUUGGAGGGUGGUGUUUUCCCGGGCCUGGUCCUCUAUCUGUCCUUCUUCUACCCCCGCAUGAGACUGCAAACCAGAAUCGCUGCUUUCUUCUCAGCUGCAUCAAUAUCCGGCGCCUUCGGUGGUAUCCUGGCCUAUGGCAUUAUCCACCUGAACGGGAAGGCUGGUCACACUGGUUGGCAAUGGAUCUUUAUUAUCGAGGGUGCCAUUACAUCCUUCAUCGGUCUUGUGUCAUACGGUUUCAUGCCUGCGUCUCCCGACCAUGCUCGUUUCCUGAAUGCGGAAGAGAAAGCCUAUGUGAAGGCCAAACUGGAAGAGGAUGGUGCGAUCAACGACGCCGACUCUCAUUUCAGCUGGGGCGAGGUGAUCAAGGGUUUCACCUCGAUCCACGUUCUUCUCGUCGGUGUCAACUUCUUUUUCAGCGGUGUUGUCCUUUACUCGCUGGCUUACUUCGUGCCCCCGCUCAUUCAAUCUCUCGGCUAUACUGCUGCCAGGGCACAGCUGAUGAGCGUCCCACCGUUUUCGGUGGCAUUCGUCUUGACCAUGAUUUCCGCCUACAUCUCUGACCGUUAUCAGAGUCGUGGAUGGAUAACAGUAUUCUGCGCUGUGCUUUGCGUUGCUGGCUUUGGCACAUGGCUUGGCUCGACUGACCAUCAUGUCCAAUACGGCUCGCUUUUCCUUUCCGUGCCGGGUGUUUACCUUGGUGCACCCGCGCUGUCGACGUGGAACGCAAACAAUUCAGCGCCCCACACUCGUCGCGCCGCGGCCAUCGCGUUUGGUUUCAUUAUGACCAACGCAGGAGGCAUUCUUGCAACGUGGUUGUUGGGCUCCCUUUCCGCACCACCGCGAUAUAUCAAGGCCACCCAGAUUCUGCUCGCCUUCUCUGUCCUCAUUGGCGCAUUUGCCAUCUUCAACAUCAUCUAUUUGUCCCACCAGAACAAGCUCAAGGCGGAGAAGCGCAAGACGAUGUCCAAGUCUGAGGAGGAGCCAGGGCUUGGAGACAAGAGCGCCUGGUUUGUGUAUAGCUUAUAA